This is a messenger RNA of Marmota flaviventris (yellow-bellied marmot), 2460 nucleotides long. It is a transcript of the gene Obi1, whose product is annotated as ORC ubiquitin ligase 1. Gene Ontology annotation, biological process: regulation of DNA replication; protein monoubiquitination. Lineage: Eukaryota; Metazoa; Chordata; Mammalia; Rodentia; Sciuridae. Gene Ontology annotation, molecular function: ubiquitin-protein transferase activity. The record is from RefSeq and is a predicted model, not a curated record.
GGGACUUCCGUGUUGGCGGGAUUCUGAACGCUGCCAUGGCUCAGACCGUGCAGAACGUUACAUUGUCUCUCACUCUGCCCAUCACGUGCCACAUUUGCUUGGGGAAGGUACGCCAGCCUGUCAUUUGCAUCAACAACCAUGUGUUUUGUUCUAUUUGUAUUGAUUUGUGGUUGAAGAAUAAUAGCCAGUGUCCAGCUUGCCGAGUCCCUAUUACUCCUGAAAAUCCUUGCAAGGAGAUUAUCGGAGGAACAAGUGAAAGUGAACCUAUGCUAACUCAUACAGUCAGGAAGCACCUUCGGAAAACUAGACUUGAAUUACUCCAUAAAGAAUAUGAGGAUGAAAUAGAUUGUUUGCAGAAAGAGGUAGAAGAGCUUAAAACUAAGAAUCUCAGCUUGGAAUCACAGAUCAAGACUAUUCUGGAUCCUUUAACCUUGAUGCAGGGCAGCCAAAAUGAAGAUAAACAUCCAGUUGUAGAUAAUCCAAGUAAAAUCGAUCCAGAAACUGUAGCAGAAUGGAAGAAAAAACUUAGAACAGCUAAUGAAAUCUAUGAAAAAGUAAAAGAUGAUGUGGAUAAAUUAAAAGAGGCAAAUAAAAAAUUGAAGUUGGAAAACGGUGGCCUGGUGAGGGAGAAUUUGCGACUAAAGGCGGAAGUUGACAACAGAUCACCCCAGAAGUUUGGAAGGUUUACAGUUGCUGCUCUGCAGUCCAAAGUAGAACAGUAUGAACGUGAAACCAAUCGCCUCAAGAAAGCCCUGGAACGGAGUGAUAAGUAUAUAGAGGAACUAGAAUCUCAAGUUGCACAACUAAAAAAUUCAAGUGAAGAGAAGGAAACUAUGGAUUCCAUUUGCCAGAGAGCGCUUUCUGCAGAUGGCAAUGGGAGCAAAAGUAGUGAGGAGGAUGUGGCAUCGAAGAACCAAGGUGAUAGUGCCAGAAAGCAACCUGGCUCAUCUGCCUCCAUUACUGUCCACCUGGCAAAGCCCUCCAGUGGCCGAAUCUCUGACACCAGUUCUGCCCGACAGGAAAACACUAGCAAAACAGAAUCAAACUGUCCUAAGAACAAAGAUAUAUACCAAAAACAAGUAGAAAUAAUGUUAGAUGUGACAGAUACAAGUAUGGAUACUUAUUUGGAAGGAGAGUGGAGUAAUAAACCAAAUGACUGUGUACCCUUUAAAGAUGAAGAGCUUUAUGAUCUUCCAGCCCCUUGUACUCCUUUGUCCCUUAGUUGCCUUCAGCUAAAUACACCAGAAAAUAGAGAAAGCUCUGUGGUCAAAGCAGGAAGUUCUAAAAAGCACUCAAACCAUCUCAGAAAAUUGGUGUUUGAUGAUUUUUGUGAUUCUCAAAAUGUUUGUAAUAAAGAUUCUUCAGAAGAUGAUACAAGUAGAAAUGAAAAUGAAAAAAAAUCAGAAUGUUUUACUUCCCCAAAGACAGGAUUUUGGGAUUGUUGCUCCACAAGCUAUGCCCAAAGCUUGGAUUUUGAAAAUUCAGAGGAGAACACAAUAGCAAAUUCUGUCGGAGAAAUAUCAUUAAAAUUGAGUGAGAAGUCAGGCUCAUGUUUAUCCAAGAGGCUGAAUUGUAUUCGCUCUUUUGAAAUGAAUCGGACAAGAACAUCCAGCGAAGCAUCAAUGGAUGCUGCUUACCUUGACAAAAUCUCUGAGUUGGAUUCAAUGAUGUCAGAGUCAGACAAUAGCAAGAGCCCUUGUAAUAAUGGUUUUAAGUCUGUGGAUUUGGAUGGGUUAUCAAAGUCUUCUCAAGGCAGUGAAUUUCUUGAAGAAUCUGAAAAGCUGGAAGAAAGAACUAAGCUAAACCUUUCCAAAAGUUCUCUAACUACUGAUCAGUUAGAAAAUGGAAAUGAAUGGAAACCUACUUCCUUUUUUCUCCUCUCUCCAUCAGACCAAGAAAUGAAUGAAGAUUUUUCACUCCAUUCUACUUCUAAUUCAGGAACUAAUGAUAUCAAACCCCCAAGCUGUUUGUUUCAGACAGAAUUUUCCCAGGGUGUUUUGUUAAGUAGUUCACAUCGACUAUUUGAAGAUCAAAGGUUUGGGUCAUCAUUAUUUAAGACGUCUUCAGAAAUGCACAGUCUUCAUAACCACCUUCAGUCUCCUUGGUCUACUUCCUUUGUGCCUGAAAAGAGGAAUAAAAAUGUGAAUCAGUCAACAAAAAGAAAAAUCCAGAGCAGCCUUUCCAAUGCCAGUCCAUCAAAAGCAACCAAAAGUUGACUGAUUAGGGAGGUGUUAUUUGUGGUUUUAUCCUGAAAGGAACAUAAAAAUUUUUUAAAGUUACUUUUUUCCCUUUAUAAAAGUCCUAGACGGUUUUGAAUUGAUGAUCUUUAAUCAGAUGCCAGGUCAGAAUGGUAACUUAACCUGUAUCCACUGUACUUAUUUCAUUUUGAAAAAGACUUUGGUCUUUUUAUUUUUAUUUAGAUAUCUUUUGGACCUGAGAAAGUUUUUGUUUGAUUGUUUU